AUGAAGUCGCCUAGAUUUUGUUAUCGUCGUCGUGUCACAACCAGUGUAAACAAAAUGUCGCUUUCUGCGUUCCGUAUCCCAAAGUUUAUCACCAGAAACUAUAAUGCUUGGGAACCAGAAAGAUACAAAACUAGUCCUUCCCAACUAAAGUUCUGUCAAACCAUGAACUUACUUCCUCUAUUCUCUAUCCUUCUAGCUUUCUUGAUUACUUCAACAGAAGCACAUCGAGGACGAUCUAGAAAGGAUGGAAGACACGAUCACUUCUUAUCCAUUGAGCCUCCUUCCUCUUCAUCAUCUUCGUCUUCUCAUGAUUCCUCUUCUGACGAAAUUGAAUCCACAAGAGGUUCUGGAAAACGAGGACAUCAGAAGCCAAGACCUCCACGGGAGCCCGCUGAGGAGAAGUGCCAGAUGGAUUGGUUAACAUUUGAAAGACCACAAGGGAAAUGGUGUGUUAAGCUCUACAAUGCUCUGAUCGACCAGUUGAGCGCUGAGCAAAGAUGUAAGGCUAUUGAUGCAACACUCACCGGAUUGCAGACAAACGAAGAGAGAAUGAAAUUAGCAGCAAACGUUGAUAACGUUUUGGGCGGUGCUGUAGAUAAGCCACUCCCAGAUGCCGCUAGAGCACUUCUACUGCCAACCAGUGUAACGGAUGCAGCGAUUUGGUUAGGUGCUAAGAGGAAACCAGAGUGUCCGAGAGCGGGCAUUUGUUUCCCGAAGGACACUUUCAACUGGACUGAUGGGCAUACAACUGGAACUGAUGGAUUUGUGUAUACUCCUGGGGAGCCGAAUGGAAAGAUUUCGGCUUAUGGUGUCCAAUCUUGUAUCCAUCAAAUCGUUUUCCCACGCGGACCGACUCACUGGUUCUGGACUGGAGUGACACAUGGAGAACUGGAUGAUACUUGGUGUCAAGAGGCGACUCAACUUCCAACGACCAAGUUGUACGCAUGUGGAAAGAAGGCAACUCGAUAA
Molecule: messenger RNA, 969 nt
Organism: Caenorhabditis remanei
Lineage: Eukaryota; Metazoa; Nematoda; Chromadorea; Rhabditida; Rhabditidae
Exons: 4
Coding region: 1-969 (322 amino acids)
Source: RefSeq, a predicted model, not a curated record